This is a messenger RNA of Cryptosporidium ubiquitum, 2355 nucleotides long. RefSeq lists its product as uncharacterized. Gene Ontology annotation, cellular component: nucleus; cytoplasm; CCR4-NOT complex. Gene Ontology annotation, biological process: nuclear-transcribed mRNA poly(A) tail shortening. The transcript has a single exon. Lineage: Eukaryota; Apicomplexa; Conoidasida; Eucoccidiorida; Cryptosporidiidae. Bases 1 to 2355 code for a protein of 784 amino acids. Gene Ontology annotation, molecular function: poly(A)-specific ribonuclease activity. The record is from RefSeq and is a predicted model, not a curated record.
AUGAAUAAGAUUGUAACUAAUAUUAUUGAUAGUAAUGAUGGAUUUGAAAUAAAAUCUAAUAGAGCCAGAUCAGAAGAAAGAACCUCAGAAGGAAUUGGAAUGGCAAAUCAACACAUCAAUGAUGUUUUAGAUGAAAAGAAUUCCAGAUCAAGUCACAAAAAAAACAAAGAAUCUACCUCUGAUAUUAAGGGUUGUGGAGAUCUAGAAGGUAGGCCUCUGGAGAAAGAAUUCAUUAUUAAUAAAAAUUCUGGUAAUUGUUCUGGUAACAAGAAUGGUGUAGAACUUUAUAGAUGCGAUUUGGUUUACGUGUCAUCAAGGAAAAAAGUUCCGAUAACUCCAGUUGAGAGUUGUGAAUUACAACCUAUUGUAAUUUUGAAAGAUAAAAUGGGUAAACUUUGGGACGAUGAUGAUGAGAACCCAGAUAAUCCUGUAAUAAAUGGCUCUGCGAAUAUUUACUACCGUUGGAGUCGAGGGCCAUCUCGUGCAGUAUGUACAUUUCAUCCAAGCCAAAUUGCAAUGUUACAAUGUGCUACAACACUGAGAUGCUUCUGCGGAGUGAACUGCUAUAAACAGGGGUUUGCUCAAUUGAGACGUUUUUAUGAAGUUAGAGGAAUGAGUCCUAUAUCUCCACACCCAAAUAGCCACACAUAUGGUGUUCCUUGCAGACCAUUUCAAUUUAAUGAUCCAGACAACUCCCUGAGAGACAGAGAUGAUUCUCAUAUUUCACUUCUUUUAAAGACAGGAUUAGUUCACAAGUCGAAAGAUGAAGAAGAUUGGAUUCCAGUUGGUGAUCAGAGAAAUUAUUUACCAGUUUCAGAAGAUGUUGGGCAUCAAUUGAAGUUGGAAGUAUUUCUAGUAUUUAAUUCAGGAUUAGAUUCAAAUUCUGAAGUUUUUGAAAAAUUUCUAUCUGAAGCCAGAAAAUCUUCAGAAACAUAUUCGCAAAUUACUACAGCUUGCUGUGUUCCAAAUCUUCCUCAAGCUCCUCCAAGAUGCAUUUUAACUGUACCCAAUAAUCAAAUAAAUGGGAUCGGUGUUAAUCAUAGUACAGGCACAGUUAUUGGUCAUUCUAGGUUUAAAGUUUUUUCUUGGAAUAUUCUUGCAGAAAUAUAUGCCAGCCAAGAAGCAUUUCCUCAUUGUGACGCGUACAUGCUUUCAUGGUCAUAUCGUAAAACUAGAAUAAUUGUUGAAAUUCUGAGUCACCAACCCGAUAUUGUCUGUCUCCAAGAAGUUCAAACUGAGCAUUUUGAUGACUUUUUUAAACCUGUGCUACAACAAUACGGUUAUGAGGGUGUUUAUAAACAAAAAACUACAGAGAUUUUUACGUCCGGUAGCGGAAGAAGAAAGGAUGGGAAGUACACUAUGGAUGGAUGUGCUACAUUCUACAAAACCAAUAAAUUUAUUGCUAAAGAAAAUUAUUCGUUAGAGUUUUCUGCUCUUAUUAAAGAAGCUACACAUAGAACACUCCCAGCUGAAGUUAAAAAUAAUCCUGCUGCGAUUAAAAGACUGCUUAAAGAUAAUGUUGCGGUUGUUAUUCUUCUUGAAUAUCACCAAAAUAACGUAAUUAGCUCCGAUUCAAAUCAUUCUAUUCAUAAUCAGUUAUCAGGAAAUACAUCAGGAGUUAAUAAUAGAGGAAUUGUUGGGAUGAAUGGUUCAACUAAUUUAGUAGUAAAUGGUGUUCAAAAUCAGUCUGGAGUGCUUAUUUCAUCUUCAAAUAAUCAAAUUCAAUCUGAAUCUUCAAAAAAAUCCAUGAAUUCCUCUGCGCCCCUACAAGUUAUUAUUGCCAAUACACACAUAGUAGCAAAUCCAGAAGCAAAUGAUGUUAAAAUCUGGCAGGCACAAACUCUGGUAUCAGUAUUAGAAGAAUAUCUGCAUGAUUGUUACAGGAGACAGCCAGUCUUACCUGGACUUAUUAUUUGUGGUGAUUUCAACAGCACUCCUGAUAGUGCUUUAUAUCGUCUUUUAGCAACGGGAACUUGUGAGAAAACACACAAAGAUCUUGCUAUGGACCGUUAUGGGCUCCUUUCGGAUCUACAACUUGGACACUCAAUGAGAUUACGUAGUGCAUAUUCUAUGGCAAAAGCUAUAGUUGAGGGCCAUAAUCCCAACAUGCUCGCAUCAUCUACCGAAUCUCUUGAACCAGUUUUCACAAAUUAUACGCCAAACUAUCUUGGUUGUCUAGAUUACGUGUUUUACACCGAUGAAAGACUGAGACUUGGGGGAGUUCUUGAACUUUUAGAUGAAGAAGCACUUAUUCGUGAAGCUGCUGCUUUGCAACUUCCCGACUGGUCUCUGCCAAAUCCACAAAGGCCAUCUGACCACCUUCCAUUAUUAACGGAAUUUGAAUGGAAUAUUUAA